AAUUUAAUCAGUUGCCAAAACCCUAAACCCCUUUUCUUCCCCCAAAACCUCUACCUGCUCUGUGAGAAAUAAUAUACCCACCCAUAAUAAUGUCAAAAGAACUAGUAAUCCGUAAUGAACAUGAAAACCCGUUAGCUAAAUUCACCGACAUCCAAAUUGACGAUGAAGAAUUUGAUGACGAAGAUGAUGACGAUGAAGAUGAAGAAGAAGAUGAACAAGAACAACCCCCCGUUACGUUAGGCUUCGUCGAAAAACCAGAACACGAAUGGUCCCUUUUUCGACAGCUGUUUCCGAGCAAAGCUGGAGGAACCCCUGCUUGGUUGGAUCCAAUUAACUUACCUUUGGGUGACUCGUGUUUGUGCGAAAUAUGUGGCGAGCCUCUUCGGUUCUUGCUUCAGGCUUAUGCACCUCUCACAGAUAAGGAUUCCGCGUUUCAUAGGACCUUAUUUGUAUUCAUGUGCCCAUCAAUGUCAUGCCUUCGACAAGACCAACACGAGCAAUGGAAACACCACCCAGAAAAAAGAUCUCGGAGUAUUAAGGUCUUUCGUUGUCAACUCCCCCGCAACAAUCAGUUUUACUCCAGUGAAGCUCCUAAGUACAAUGGCACCGACAAGCCUUUAGGAGCAGCAGCUCCGCUUUGUGGCUGGUGUGGUACGUGGAAAGGAGAUAAAGUUUGUGGUAACUGUAAAAAAGCACGUUACUGUUCCAAGAGGCACCAGGCAAUUCAUUGGAGUUCAGCUCAUAAAAGCGUGUGUAGAAGUAUAGACCUUACGCUCCCUUCAUCCAAUUCUGUUUCUACCAACUCUUCUGAGGAUCUACCAAAGGCUGCUAGCAAUGUUACCUGGCCAGAAUAUGAGAUAGUCAAUGAAGAUGAAUCUGAUUUUGACAUGGAAAUAUCUAAAAGUGAUGCAUAUGGAAAGGCAUUACCUACUCAAAAUGAGGAUGAAGGUGAUGCAAAGAGUUGGGCAUAUUUUCGCAAAAGAACGGCCCGUGCUCCAGAUCAAGUGUUAAGGUAUUCUAGGUAUGAAACUGCUAAGCCUUUGUGGCCCAUGUUGAGUGGCCGGCCAUCAAAUGUUGAUAUACCUAAAUGCACUUCCUGUGGCGGCCACCGAGUUUUUGAAUUCCAGAUUUUGCCACAGUUGCUUUACUACUUUGAUGUUAAAAAUGAUUCUAAUUCUCUUGAUUGGGCAACUAUUGUCGUGUAUACGUGUGAGGCGUCUUGUAAUGGAGGUUUGGCAUAUAAAGAAGAAUUUGCUUGGGUUCAACACCCUGUCUAAUCAAGAUGACUCUUUUUUUGUUUAACUUAUGCUUCUAAUGUGAUCAUAUAUAACUCUACUAUAUAUAUAUUUCAAUUAUUGCGUUCGUGUUGUAGGUUUUAUUGUUCAUCUAUACAUAUAUUUCAGUUUUCAUAUCUUUGACGAGUGAAAUAUUGAUAUAUAAUAUAUCAUGUUACUGGUGACUUA
This is a messenger RNA of Erigeron canadensis, 1463 nucleotides long. RefSeq names its product programmed cell death protein 2. Bases 90 to 1277 code for a protein of 395 amino acids. The transcript has 10 exons. Gene Ontology annotation, cellular component: cytoplasm. The record is from RefSeq and is a predicted model, not a curated record. NCBI's taxonomy places the organism in Eukaryota, Viridiplantae, Streptophyta, Magnoliopsida, Asterales, Asteraceae.